Suillus paluster is the source of this 1878-nucleotide messenger RNA. RefSeq lists its product as uncharacterized. Bases 102 to 1655 code for a protein of 517 amino acids. The record is from RefSeq and is a predicted model, not a curated record. Lineage: Eukaryota; Fungi; Basidiomycota; Agaricomycetes; Boletales; Suillaceae. The transcript is spliced from 2 exons.
CUGAUAACCAUUUACUCUUUCUUUUCUUAGACAACACGAUCAUACAAAGGCUCGAGCUACUCUAUAUUUGCUCUCUCUGUUUGUCAUUCCCAAUAUUUGCCAUGCACCCCGCCUUCCAAAACCUCGAAGUCAUACACACAGUUAGUUCAUACACCCAACACGGUUCGCUUCCUGCAUUUGCAUCCACAUGCCGCGCGUUCGAGAGCCCAGCACUUAAUGUCCUUUGGAGGUAUUUGCAGUCCGUGGAGCCCCUCGUCAAAUGUUUACCAAGUGACUUGUUUGGCAUUGAUCACGGAUGUGUGGUAUUGCAGAAACCUCUUGAGGGCAAGAUGUGGGAUACUCUUUCCAAAUACACGUCCCGCGUACACUCGAUCACACAAUCCGGCCAUCUGAAGGGUAUUGAGCACCUCAGCUUGCUAAUGCUGUCUUGUCCUCUGGCGUCUGCAUCUUUGUUUCCGAACCUUCACGAAAUAACAUGGCGUGCCGAUGGAACCCAAUGCGCUGCAGAGUUCUUACGGAUGGCUUUUGUACCCACCUUAUUGGUCUUGGACCUGCAGAUUUUGUCAGCUUCUUCCGCUUUUCUCUCGGUUCUCUCGUCUCUUGGCACCUUGUGUCCUCGCCUCCAGGACAUAGUCGUUAAAGUUCCACAUCCAACCGACCACUUGUUCCGUAAAAGUUCGCCCUUCAUCACACUACCCAUAUCCCAGCUCCACCAUCUCCGUACCUUGCGGGUAUGGGACCUAGGAAACCGAGGCAUCGAGCACGUUAUGCAGCUGCGAGCUCUGCAAUCACUGUGGUUGGACUUAAGAGCAUCAUCAACUUGGGAUGCCCGGCCUCACUUGCAAUUCCCUGGCUUUGAUGAUUUGCAUUUGUUGGGUUUUUUUGCACGUACAUUCGAGUGCGUCUCGAACUUCUUGAGUUCACUUCAGGUCGUCAGAAGCAAAGGAAUCAGCAUCUGCCUCUCCCACAAGGCCUCCGCAAAUGGAUCCACCGUUAUGAUGCUAUCCCAGCUCUUCACCAUCCUCCGAGAGAGAUGCGAGAACGACAAACUUGAAUCCUUCGUUCUCUUUGUUAAUUCGACGAAGGUGUUCAAGCAGGUACGCACAGAACCGGGUAUCUUCACGCCACUGCACGCAUACUCCAACUUAACCCGGUUGGAUAUCGAGAAGUGCUGUGACAUGUCCAUGUCUGACGAGGAGCUUUGUCAACUGGUGGGAACCUGGCCUAAACUCCGAGUGCUCAAAAUUAGCUGCCAUGUCGCCAUAAAUGACACCACGGUCCCUACAUUCCAUGGGUUAAUCAGUUUACUUCGGCUCUGCCCCGCUCUGACUUCACUUGCUCUUGUCAUCGAUACCACUAAGCUGGAAGGCAUAGAUCUCAAAUGCCCCGGUGGUGAACGCUGCAAUGAACAACUCAAAUCCCUCGCCCUCGGGAAUUCAUCCAUCGAAUCGCCAGUAAACGUAGCUCUCAUCCUCAGUGGCCUCUUCCCCUGCCUGACGCAGGUCAAUCUUGAUUGUUGGGAUACGGCCCCAAUGAAUUCGUUGCCCCAGAAGAAGUCAGACAUGGAGCGAUGGGAAUUAACCAAUAGCAUCCUUGGUGGCUUUAGCCUUGUGAGGCAGCGGGGCAUUAAAGCAUGUCGUUGUUCUGACCUCUAGGUUACGCUUGAGUCGUCACCUACACAUUUUGAUAACACGCGAAUGUACACAUGGUAGGCUCCGGAUGCUCCCUAUACUGCAUGUCCACCGAUAGCACCUCCAAAGCCCUCAAAAUCAUGCAUUCCAUGUCCCUGAAAAGUGCACCUUGGGCACCCAUAAGUUAAUGACACAGUAGCGCCCCGGAAGCCGGGUCUGGAGAAGUGAUUCAAAUAUUCACCAUUAG